GGUCGGUCGGGGUUUUUAAUGAGCAAAACUUCUGUCGCGGAGCGUGGUGGGGGCAGCGCGCGAGAGCUUCGUCGCCGCCAGCAGGCUAAAAGAAGCAGCCAGGUAGGGGCCCAUAUCCAGACAGACGUGGAUGAUGCCAGAGCUAUGACAGGGACUGCAGUCUUGGCACUGAAGGGUGGUGAUCAGUUAUGGAACAGCCAAAGGAGGAAGUACCUGAGGUCAGGGAAGAGGAGGAGGAAGAGGAAGAGACAAUGACAACUAUAGGAGGUGGCGCAAACUCAAAUGAAGGACCAGAAAAUUCUGCACCUUCUAUCAGUUACACAGAUCUUUCCCAGAGUUCUCCUUCUCUGUCAGACCAACUCCAGAUGGGCUGUGAAGAAGCAACCUCAGGAAGUCUAAACGUAGAGUGCAGAGUCUGUGGUGACAAAGCAUCAGGAUUUCACUAUGGAGUACAUGCCUGUGAAGGUUGCAAGGGCUUCUUUCGUCGAACAAUCCGUAUGAAACUGGAGUAUGAGAAGUGUGAGCGGAACUGCAAGAUUCAGAAAAAGAACAGAAACAAAUGCCAGUACUGCCGCUUUCAGAAAUGCCUCUCUCUAGGCAUGUCACAUAAUGCCAUUCGUUUUGGACGCAUGCCAGAAGCUGAAAAAAGGAAGCUAGUGGCAGGACUGACUGCAACUGAGAUCAGCUGCCAGAACCAACAGGUGGCUGACUUAAAAGUUUUUUCCAAGCACAUCUACAAUGCCUAUCUGAAGAAUUUCAACAUGACCAAAAAGAAAGCACGGGGCAUCCUGACUGGGAAAGCCAGCAGCACUCCACCUUUUGUGAUUCAUGACAUGGAUACCCUGUGGCAAGCAGAAAAGGGUCUGGUGUGGAAACAGCUGGUCAAUGGGAUACCAUCAUACAAGGAAAUAGGUGUUCAUGUUUUUUAUCGCUGCCAGUGCACAACAGUGGAAACAGUACGGGAACUCACAGAAUUUGCCAAGAGCAUCCCUAGCUUCAUUAGUCUUUAUCUUAAUGACCAAGUGACUCUACUGAAAUAUGGGGUGCAUGAGGCCAUCUUUGCCAUGCUUGCCUCCAUCAUGAACAAGGAUGGACUCUUGGUGGCCAACGGGAAUGGCUUUGUGACACGUGAGUUCCUGCGCAGCUUGCGCAAGCCAUUCAGUGAAAUCAUGGAGCCCAAAUUUGAGUUUGCUGUGAAAUUCAAUGCCUUGGAGCUGGAUGACAGUGACUUGUCUCUUUUUGUAGCUGCCAUCAUCUUAUGUGGAGACCGCCCUGGUUUGAUGAAUGUUAAACAAGUUGAGGCAAUUCAAGACAAUAUCCUCCAGGCCCUGGAGUUCCAUCUGCAGACCAAUCAUCCAGACACUCAAUACCUCUUCCCUAAGCUGCUGCAGAAAAUGGCUGACUUGCGACAGUUAGUUACUGAGCAUGCACAGUUGGUGCAGAAGAUCAAAAAGACAGAAGCAGAGACUUCUCUGCACCCUCUCUUGCAGGAAAUCUAUAAGGAUAUGUACUGAGGAGCCUAUAUUUAUUAAAUAGGUGAAAGCCAUGGAAUCCAGCAAACACUUUAUACAGCGAAGAAAUCGCCUGUGUCUUCAGUUCCUUCCACUGGAAGUGCUUUCCUGUAUGAUUGCUGCAUUCUGUUAAUUGGGUGUACAGCAAAAGACUUGGCAUUUACCAUAGAAUGGUAGGUCAGGGCUUCCGUUAACAUACACUACACACAACGACAUCAUAAGCUAAAUAUCUGUCGUUAUAGUACAGCUGAGACAUUGUUCCAGAGCAGCUGAUGUGUUUACACACACCUUGCAAAAUAUGCUUGAACUGUGAAUUGGAUUGUACCAUUGGACAAUUAAAGCAAGCAGUAGCUUGUCUAGCAGGUACAGGAACAGCACUUAUAUCAUAUAUCUGUUGAAUAUUGUUUUUAUAUUGCACUCUGAAUUCUAGCUUGGCCCUAAGCCGUAAGUUGCAAGAUAUUACAAAAAAUCAACAACAAAAAGGGCAUGUAUGUCUGUGUCUAAACUUCCCAAAGAGACCUCAAAGUGUUUGAUGAAGGGUACGAACACUCCUUUUGGAGACUCCUUGAGAGGAAUGGCCUUUGGUAUUCUUCUUAGUGCACAAGAACACAUAUGCCUUUUGCACGAAAGGCCAUAUCUUCUAUACUCCAUGUUAUUUUCUCUCCCUUCUCUUUGGGUCAUUCUACACUGCAGUUUGUUUGUUCUAUUUUAUAGACAGGUAUACAACUUGCUAACGAAACGAAGAGACGUGGGCUUCUUCUGUUCCUUGUAGUGUGCUCCAGGACUUGCCAAAUAAUAGAGUUGGGCCUAAAGAGGAUGAGGAUGAGAUUUUGUUCUUGGAUGGUAGCUGCCAAAAAUCAAACUGGUUCCUUUAUCUGAUUCAAAGUAGACUUGACACUCCUUAGAGUAUAGAAAAGAAUAAUCAUAAAUCUUCUUGUCUAGGAGAAUAUAGUGCAGGUCCUCUUCCUCAAAGGGCAACCCUCAGACCACUGUGAGAUCAAGGUGAUUUGAGGGUAUUAGUGAAGACAGUGAUGAUCACUCUGCUCCUCUUUAUCCUGGUCUUCCCAGAACUGCCUAGGAGAUCUGAAGAUGGCUCCUGAUAUGUGAAUUGUAUCUGUGCCUUUCCAAAAGCGCUUAUGGGACAAUGUGCUGCAUUUGCCCAUGGUUAUCCCUGCCUUUGUAAUAAAAGUGUCACAAGCAACCACUAUAGAAAGAAAUAGCAUUUCAUUCUCUCCCCUCCAACAUUUCUUCCCAAGAUCUCCAUAACAAUUUAUUUUAUAUUUUCCAACUGCUUGGAGGAAACUCUAAGAGAUAAUCAGCUCCUCUUACCUUCCUUACAGUCCAUGGGGAUCUCAACAGGCACUUUUUGCCACAUUGGUUGUAGUUGGAAUAAAUGAUUUUCUAGCCAAAGGAAGGUUAUUUUCACAGGAAUCCAUGGCUCAUGUGAGACCAUUUUGUUUAGCCAUAGUUAAUGUACAGUUAGGUUGCUUUCACCUUUGGCUUCUAUAUAUAUUUUCUCAGCAAUAAUAUCAAAUUAAAUUGGCAUGAUGUUGGAGAGUGGCCUAAAUACCUUGGCAUUGAGAUUUUAAUUCUAGUACCAUUCUCUCGUUAUGAAGCCUUAGGCAAACUUGCUUGUGUCAGUUUGUGUCAAAGAGAUUAUAAACUUGUGGGGAGUGGGAGUCAGAAAUUACUGUCAAAAGAACCAUGAAAUAGCAGAUAGAAUAUAAUAUCCUCACAAGUGUGCAGAGGUACACUUUCAGCUGAUGCAAAAAUUACUUUAGUUCAUAGAUUGUCCUACCAUUUCUGAUUGAAAUAUGUAUUUUUUUCUGCUUGUUCUCUGGGAUCCACCAAAUGCCAACAUUGACAGUCUAGCUUCCAGGCUUGAUCUUGAUGUUAAAGAACAUUAAGAAGCUUUCAGUAUCUUACCUCAUGACAUUAGAAACUAUAUUUUUACAGUUUUCCCUUUUCAAAGUACAACUAAUAUUCUAAGCAGGAAGUUCAAUGUCUGGUAUCUCCUGUUAAACAGAUCAUAUAGAAGGCGUUUUGAAAGCUUCUGUCUGAGAAACAAGAUUACUAUUGCCAGAUAGAGAUGAUGAUGCUGGGUUGACUAGACAAAUAGUAUGUCCCAAUAUGGGGUAGCUUCACAUUCUUUUUGUAUUGCAUAUUUCACCACACAUUUUAAUUUAGAAUUUCCUUGGCCAUAUGAAAAUAAGGGAAAUAAUUAUGGCACUAGUUUUUCUCUCUGAGGUUGCAAUAUGCCAUCUGUGCAUGUAUUGGCUGAGAAGGGAAGCUACAACUCUCUGAACCCCCCCCAGUCCAGCUCUAUUAAGUUGUUAUAACUCAUAAUGUAAAUCUCCUUAAUAAAGGGAAAACUAAGUUUGCAAAAAAUUAAAGCAUUAUUAAUAUUGA
Pogona vitticeps (central bearded dragon) is the source of this 3920-nucleotide messenger RNA. It is a transcript of the gene PPARD, whose product is annotated as peroxisome proliferator activated receptor delta. Gene Ontology annotation, cellular component: nucleus. Gene Ontology annotation, molecular function: zinc ion binding; DNA-binding transcription repressor activity, RNA polymerase II-specific; RNA polymerase II cis-regulatory region sequence-specific DNA binding. NCBI's taxonomy places the organism in Eukaryota, Metazoa, Chordata, Lepidosauria, Squamata, Agamidae. The record is from RefSeq and is a predicted model, not a curated record. Gene Ontology annotation, biological process: negative regulation of inflammatory response; positive regulation of fatty acid metabolic process; negative regulation of transcription by RNA polymerase II.